AGGGGCGCUGCCAUGUUGGAGGAAGCGGUGCCUUCUGUGCGGUGGAAAUGCUGUGGCUUCACCGGUAGCGUCGGGGAGCGCAGCCUCCUACCUUUCCUCCUCGCUCGAGUGUUGGUGCUGAGAGGCGGCGGUCGGCGGGAUGGAGAGAAGUAGGAUGAACCUGCCCAAGGGGCCGGACACGCUCUGCUUCGACAAGGACGAGUUCAUGAAGGAAGAUUUCGACGUCGAUCACUUUGUGUCUGACUGUAGGAAGCGUGUCCAGCUGGAGGAACUAAGAGGAUAUCUGGAACUCUACUAUAAACUUCUUAAAAUAGCCAUGGUCGAGCUCAUCAACAAGGAUUAUGCAGAUUUUGUCAACCUUUCCACAAACUUGGUUGGCAUGAACAAAGCCCUCAAUGAACUUUCUGUGCCUUUGGGACAGUUACGAGAAGUUCUGAGUCUCAGGUCACCAGUCAGUGAAGGAAUUCGGGCAGUAGAUAAACGAAUGUGUAAACAAGAGGACAUAAGGAAGAAAAAGCGUAUAGCCCACAUUACGGCCAUGCUGCAGCAGGCCCUGGGAGGCCUGCUGCUAGAAGGGCUUCAGACUUCCAAUGUGGAUAUCAUACGGCACUGCCUCCAGACUUACGCUACAAUUGACAAGACACGGGAUGCAGAGGCGUUAGUUGGUCAAGUACUGGUGAAACCGUACAUGGAUGAGGUGAUUGUAGAGCAGAUUGUUGAGUCUCAUCCGGACGGCCUGAAGAUCAUGUAUGCUAAUAAGCUCCUGGAGUUCGUUCCUCACCACUGCCGCCUUCUUCGAGAGGUCACAGGAGGAGCCAUCUCAAGCCCUCAGCUGUCCCACCUGCCCAGAGCUCUGCAGCCUUCCUGA
Mustela lutreola (European mink) is the source of this 868-nucleotide messenger RNA. RefSeq names its product conserved oligomeric Golgi complex subunit 2-like. Gene Ontology annotation, cellular component: membrane; COG complex. The coding region runs from base 140 to 868 and encodes 242 amino acids. The record is from RefSeq and is a predicted model, not a curated record. NCBI's taxonomy places the organism in Eukaryota, Metazoa, Chordata, Mammalia, Carnivora, Mustelidae. The transcript is spliced from 7 exons. Gene Ontology annotation, biological process: protein transport; Golgi organization; intra-Golgi vesicle-mediated transport.